AUGUCUGAACCUGACAUCGAGCUUGCCUCAUUGACCCAUCGACAAAACAAGGAGCGACUGUUUACCGUCAGAUGUCUCUCAUCUGCAUCCUAUGCCACUGCCACUCCCGUUUUUUCGAACAAACGGCACCAGGAUGACCGGGGAGUCCUAUCAAUAGCCGGUAUCGAUUCCGUUUAUGUACUUGAUGCUGAAACGGUGCAUAUCACUCUCGCCGUGAAUGCCUUGUCUCGUGUCGGUCUAUUUGAGGAUUUGCAAGCUUUUACUGACGGCAAACAGAGAAAGCAGACUCCUCAAGUCCUGACCGCGAUCCACGGCAAACAGAGAAAGCAGACUCCUCAAGUCCUGACCGCGAUCCACGACAAACAGAGAAAGCAGACUCCUCAAGUCCUGACCGCGAUCCACGGCAAACAGAGAAAGCAGACUCCUCAAGUCCUGACCAUGAUCAACGGCAAACAGAGAAAGCAGACUCCUCAAGUCCUGACCGCGAUCAAUGUGGUUUUGACCUGGUGCAAUGCCCUGGUAGAAGAUAUGCCAACCAAAAUUAGGAAUUUCCGACACACACCUACAAAGUUCUAUGGGAGUAGGCCUUUGGACUCACUCAAUGGCCUUGGGCUUAACGCCAGGGGCCAGCAAGUUGAGCGUGGAGAGUCAGGUGCAAGCAUGGAGCAGGUAAUCACUGGAGGAGAAGUAGUCUUAUUGAUGCCACAUGGUCGGCACAUGGCUGACUGUGAUCCCAACUCUGUGGAUGUUGGUAUUGUGGGUUCUACUUCCUUUCAGAUGCUAGCAAAUUCUCCAUUCUUGUCCGACAUAGCCUCUGGGCAGUGGGACUUGAUCUUGCAACUGCCCAUGCAAUCCAUUCCAGAUCAUAUGUCAGUUUCACGCCAGAAGAUCAGCGGCAGUCAGAUACGCAGGAACCGCACCCCAUCAUCUCCAAGUCUUUCUAUACCUGCCACAACACCUGCGAAUUGUCCUGGGAUGCUGCUCAUCAAUCCAGAUACAUUUCCACCUUCUGGUGAGGGUCACACUGAAUACCAUAGAAGAAUGGCAAGGAUGGUGGUUGCUGCACGGGGGGCAACAGGAAGGCGAGACCUUGUUGCCUGGGUCUCUCAGUUACGCGGUUCCACCUCAGCAAAGCGUUAG
This is a messenger RNA of Suillus discolor, 1140 nucleotides long. RefSeq lists its product as uncharacterized. The transcript is spliced from 5 exons. The record is from RefSeq and is a predicted model, not a curated record. Lineage: Eukaryota; Fungi; Basidiomycota; Agaricomycetes; Boletales; Suillaceae. The coding region runs from base 1 to 1140 and encodes 379 amino acids.